GCCGGCAAGGUGACAAGCAAGUUAAAGCUGCCUGAAAAUGGCCAGGCGAUGUCUCGUCACGUCGGACCCCGCGUCGGCGUCGCCACCUCCGGCGGUCGGCGCUGACGACGCGGCUACACAGGCGCCGCAGUCGCGGCUGGACCUGCACCGCGGGCUCGGCAUGAAGGUGGCCGUCGCCGGCAACGUCGUGGCGGCGGUGCUCAUCUUCGCCGUCAUCAUCUGGCGGCUCUUCUUCUUUGGGGGAGGGAAUGACGGAGGAGGGGGCGCCGCCGCCGCGGGGGCGGCCGACGACGCGGACGGCGCGUCCUCCUCCGGCGAGAGCUCGCCGUGCGCGUCGCCCCAGGCGGGCUGCGGCCUGAGGGAAGAAGACCUCAUGGCGCUGCCGGUGUACGUACACGGCGCGUCGGCGGAAGACGGCGCCGGCGCCGCCGCCGCCUGCGCCCGCAAGGCGGCGGAGUGCGCGGUGUGCAUAGGCGAGCUCAGGGACGGCGACGCCUGCCGUCUCCUGCCCAGGUGCGGGCACCGCUUCCACGCCGAGUGCGUCGACAGGUGGUUCCGGUCGCACGCCACCUGCCCGCUCUGCCGCGCCGCCGUUGCUGACGGCGACGACUCCGGCGAGGCUGACCCCAAGGUAGUGCUUGACGCGUAGUGGGUGAGAUUGUGAGAAUGCGAGAGGAACACAUGCAGCACAGCCACAGUGUGUUCGAGUACUGCAUCCACGUAUAUACCUUGUUGGAUUAAUUCGUCUCUUUUCAUAUCUUGAUCAUUUGAUGUGAUGAAAAAUCUGUACAAUUUGGUUCAUUUGGUACUUACUCAUAUGAGUUUUACGCUCAUCCUUUCUUUGGUACCACGAUUCUUUAGUAUCGCGAAGUACCAAUAUCUCGAGAUACUGAUAUCUCCACUCGUGCUAUACACCCCACGAUCAAGAUGGUAUCUCGAGGUACUAUGUAAUUGUGACCGUUCAAUCUAUCAUCAUCAACAGUUAGGAUUUUAGUAUCAACUUGAUCGUGAGGUGGAUAGCACGAGUGAUGAUUUUAGUACCUCACGGUACAAAAGGAAGAAUGAGGGUAAAGCUGUGUUCAUGUACCUGAAUGAAAAAGGAUUUUGUAGUUUGGAGAUCCAGUGAAAGUGGUAUGCUGGACUAAACUUGAACAAUG
This is a messenger RNA of Oryza brachyantha (malo sina), 1157 nucleotides long. Its product is annotated as E3 ubiquitin-protein ligase Os04g0590900-like. Gene Ontology annotation, biological process: protein ubiquitination. NCBI's taxonomy places the organism in Eukaryota, Viridiplantae, Streptophyta, Magnoliopsida, Poales, Poaceae. The transcript has a single exon. The coding region runs from base 38 to 649 and encodes 203 amino acids. The record is from RefSeq and is a predicted model, not a curated record.